CUUGUUGACUCGUGCCAAAGCGCGCAUGAUGAGAUCCAAGUUUGUCUCUACUCUGAGGCAAUUCACUAGAAGACGUCGUAAGGAGGCUGCAAUGAAAAAACGAUCAUUAGCCAUCCAGUCGCCUUUCCAGCCUGUGAAGGAUGUCGAGUACUUCUCUUCAGAAUCUAGUGAAGGUGAAGAACUCAGUCUCAGGCCCAGUCAUGUGUUUGCUUCGAAGUUAAGGUGGGUUGACUAUCCUUCAUCAUCGUCCAAGUCCCUGUUACCUGCCUUGGUUACUGAAGGAUCCAAAGGAAACCAUGGCAACAUUGGUAAGUUGGUUUACAUUCGGAGGUUCAUUUCAAACCUUGCUGGAUGGUGUCAUCCAUUUAGUAAGUUAAUGAAGAAGGAUGCACCAUUUGUAUGGGAUGAAGCAUGUCAAAAUGCUUUUGAAAGCAUUAAGGAAAACUUCCUUCACCCUCUAGUUCUUGUUGCACCCAUUCUUGGGAGACCAUUGAUCCUUUAUAUUGCUGCACAAGAAUAUUUCUUGGGAGCAUUGCUGGCACAAGUCAAUGAAGAAGGAAAAGAAAAUGCUCUCUAUUAUUUGAGCCGUACUCUUGUAGGGGCAAAAGUGAAUUAUUCACCCAUUGAGAAGAUUUGCCUAGCCCUGAUCUUCUCUACGAAGAAAUUGAGACAUUAUAUGUUGGCUCAUGUUGUACAUCUUAUUUCAAAAGCAGAUCCUUUAAAAUACAUCAUGUCAAAGCCGAUGCUCUUUAGUAGAUUAGUAAAAUGGGCACUAUUAUUGUCUGAAUUUGAAAUAAUUUAUGUGCCACAAAAGGCGAUAAAAGGACAAGCUUUAGCUGAUUUUCUUGCAGAUCAUCCAAUUCCAGCUAAAUGGGAGUUGUCAAAGGAUCUUCUAGAUGAGGAGGUGUUCUUUGUAGAUGUAUUGCCAUCAUGGGAGCUUUACUUUGAUGGAGCAUCAAGAAGAGAUGGUGCUGGGGUUGGCGUGGUGUUUGUAACACCAAAAAAUGAAGUAAUACCAUUCUCUUUUACUUUAACAGAACAAUGCUUCAAUAAUGUUGCUGAGUAUCAAGCCUUGAUUGUGGGCUUGGAGAUAGCUCUUGAAAUGCAAAUUUAUCAACUCAAUGUUUAUGGGGACUCAAGCUUGGUAGUGAAUCAACUCAUAAAGGAGUUUGAUGUUCGAAAACCAGAACUUGUCCCAUACUUCCAAUAUGCCUCUCAACUCCUUGAGAAAUUUGAUCUUGUCUCAAUUGCCCACGUUCUUAGAAGUCGAAACAAGCAAGCAGAUGCUUUGGCUAAUUUAGCUGCUGUCAUUGCAAGUCUCGAUAAUCAAGAAUAUGUGUCAUUGAGAAAGAAGAUUGGAGAUAACCAAUCAUCAAUUACUUACAACAUGGAAAGCUACCAGAUGAUCUACACCAAAAAUCCACAAUUCGAAGAAGGGCUCUACGCUUUGUUUACUUUUGUAACACCCUUUAUCAGCGAUCUUUUGAUGGAGUUCUCCUUAGAUGUUUGGAUGGAGAUGAAUCAUCCCAAGUGGUUGAGGAGGUGCAUUCUGGAAUUUAUGGAGCUCAUCACCACCGUAGCUUUACAUCCAACAAUAGCAUCGUGGCCCUUUCAUGCUAGGGGUUUAGAUGUGAUUGGACCCAUAACACCAAAAUCUUUAACUGGGCAUGCAUAUAUCCUAACAGCAACUGAUUACUUCUCCAAAUGGGUGGAAGCUGUAUCUUUGAGAGAAGUCAAGAAGGAAAAUGUUGUUGACUUCAUUCGAGUUAAUGUCAUCUGUCGGUAUGGUGUUCCAAGGUACAUAAUUACAGAUAAUGGCAAGCCCUUUAGCAACAGUCUCAUGGACAAGCUGUGUUCAAAGUUCAAGUUUACCCAACAUUUUUCCUCCAUGUACAAUGCUACUGUGAAUGGACUGGUAGAAGCUUUUACUAAAACCCUUUGCAAUCUCCUUAAGAAGGUUGUUUCAAAGUCCAAGUGGGAUUGGCAUGAAAGAAUUGGUGAAGCACUUUGGGCGUAUCGAACGACUCAUCGUACUCCAACAAAAGCAACUCCUUAUUCCCUUGUGUAUGGAGUUGAAGUUGUUCUCCCUUUGGAAUGCCAAAUUCCAUAUCUCAGGAUUGCCAUUCAGGAAGGUCUUACUGAUGAACAAAAUGCCAAGCUCCGUCUCCAAGAACUAGAAGCCUUAGAUGAGAAAAGACUGGAGACCCAGCAACACUUAGAGUGUUAUCAAGUCAGAUUGUCCAGGGCAUUCAACAAGAAGGUCCGACUAAGGGCAUUUCAAGUUGGAGAUGUGGAGUUAGCUGUUCGAAGGCCAAUUGUCAUUACUCAUCAUUUAGGGGGCAAGUUUACUUCAAAAUGGGAUGGUCCUUAUAUCGUGACAGAAGUUUACAGUAAUGGUGCCUAGAAGAUUGUUGACAAAGAUGGUCUACAAAUUGGUCCCAUUAAUGGAAAGUUCCUCAAGAAGUUUUACUCUUAAAAAGAAAAAUGUAAUACUCCUAAUCACAAGAGUAUAAACUGUAUGACCAAAAUAAAAAAAAAUGUAAUACUCCUGGCUUGCAAGAGUAUAAACUGUGAACGGCUCA
Messenger RNA from Rubroshorea leprosula, 2582 nucleotides. NCBI's taxonomy places the organism in Eukaryota, Viridiplantae, Streptophyta, Magnoliopsida, Malvales, Dipterocarpaceae. The record is from the annotation of a GenBank genome assembly.